AUGCACAGCCAGCGGCAGCGGCGUCUCGCGCCCGAUUUAGCGUACGCUUCUCAAGCAGCUCGAUGGAAAAACGGAUUUAAGCCGUCCCCGCAACAGCAGAUAUCCCAGCAGCAAACGGACCUCGAAAAUGCGCUUGUUUCGGAGCUUUGUUCGUCGGUCGGGUCCUCAUCUUUUCCACCUCGCGAGGUGUUGCAAAAGCUUUUGCGGUAUUUGCAUACACUGGACCAUGAUUACAUCUGCGAGCUGCUCGAUGAUAAAUUUGAGAACCCGCUGUGGCAAGUGAAGGCAAAAGCGCUGUCUGUACUCAGCGCACUAUUAAGCAGUGCUGAUGCCGAGUUUUAUAUUCAGUAUUACAGUGGACGUUUGGACUUGCUUGAAAAUAUGCGGAACGCUGGAAAAGACAUGCUGCGUAAACGGGCUGAAAAAGUCUACAUUUUGUUAAGAGAUCACGUGCCAUCAAAUAAGGAAACUCCAUUGGAACUGAUGCAAAGAAUGCAGGAAGAAGAGGUUGAAGGAUCUGAGGCGAGUGAGUCACCAGAAAAACACACUCUGAUUCACACAUCGCCCAUUGGAACGUCGCACCAGACACCGCACGACUUGAUGAUGGAUGUAAACGACUCACCACGCAGCAAUAGCGCACCGCUACUGAAUCUUGUGGCCCAUGAAAAAUCAGCUCUUAGUUUUUCAGCACAAGCAAGCCCACAAGAGUAUCCACCAGCCGUGAUGGCAGCUGAGCCUCUGACUCCUCCCGUUGGGAACUCAGCAUUUGGCUUUCUAUCUCUAAAUGGCGGAGAAAUUGACGUGCCGAUCAAUCAAAAAUUGGACGUAGACACACCAGUUCUUAGCACGCCGCACUUACCAUUGGAGGCGUCCGGAUUUAGUUUUAUGAAGCAGACAUCCCCGGCGUCGGCGACUGCAGAACCGUCUGCCUUUGCAUUCGUUAGUGACCAGCAACAGCAGGCUCAGCCUUAUAAUGAUGCUGCGCUUACCCCUGCAAAAUGA
Molecule: messenger RNA, 1002 nt
Organism: Plasmopara halstedii
Lineage: Eukaryota; Oomycota; Peronosporomycetes; Peronosporales; Peronosporaceae
Exons: 3
Coding region: 1-1002 (333 amino acids)
Cellular component (GO): trans-Golgi network membrane
Source: RefSeq, a predicted model, not a curated record